Molecule: messenger RNA, 3487 nt
Organism: Lutzomyia longipalpis
Lineage: Eukaryota; Metazoa; Arthropoda; Insecta; Diptera; Psychodidae
Product: arrestin domain-containing protein 3-like
Exons: 5
Coding region: 219-1433 (404 amino acids)
Biological process (GO): protein transport
Cellular component (GO): cytoplasm
Source: RefSeq, a predicted model, not a curated record
GUCAUUUUUUCUUCUAUUAUACCGUGUAGGUAGUUUCUUCAUCACCGUAACAUUUUUAUUAAUUUUAUAAUUUCUAUUCAGUCAACAAGGAAACACUUGUACUGGCAAAUUGUGUUGUGCCUUAAUUUCCAAUUAUGCUACAUAAGAGUGCCUUAAAUUGAGGAAGGAGAAAACAGCCUAAAUUAUUUUUUAAACAUAAAUCGCUCAACUACAGGACAAUGUCAUAUUCCUGCCAGAUUAAAUUUACCAAUACCAAUGAUGUCGUCUAUGCGGGGGAAAGAUUGAUGGGGGAAUUAGAGCUCACACUGGACAAACCGAGGAAAUACAAAGGCAUUUACGUUGUGAUUAAUGGCUAUUCUGAGACUGAGUGGCGCGACAAAGAAAAGACAGAGGUAGAUGGGGAGACGAAGAAGAAGCGUGAACACUACAAAGGUCGUUUGGACUACUUCAAUGAGAUUCACUACCUCCUGGCACAAAGCGAUGGGAUCCCCGUUGAACUAUCCAGUGGACGACAUAAAUUUAACUUUGCAUACACACUGCCGGCUGUACUUCCGCCAUCGUGGACAGGGGAAUUUGGUCAUGUAACCUACCGCGUAAAGGCUGUUCUUGACCGUCCCUGGCGCCCAGAUGAGACGCACAAGAAGAAUUUUAUUGUCAUGACACGAUACAUGAUAACGCAGCAACACUUCUAUCCGCAGAAGCUUCAUGAAGUGGAGCAAUUGUGGUGCCUUCCAUUUCACACAAUGCCCUUCACUGUGGAGGCAGAAGUCGCCAAGACGGGCUUCUGCCUCAAUGAGGGUGUUCCCGUGAUUGUGAGGAUUCAGAAUGAGAGCAAUUCAACCAUUCAUGAGAUUAAAUUUCAACUGAGGCAGAUUAUUAGCUUCUUUAGCGUAACACCACGACGACAGAAGAAGGAAUCAAUUAAUAAGAUGGUGGAUAUUCGCUGCAAAGUAAUGGAUUCCCGAAAGAUUGGGCUAUUUCAGCGUACGCUAGUCCUACCGCAGUUGCCUGUAACUUUUGAAUCAACUUCAGAUCUCUUGGGGAUUUCAUACGAGGUCCGCAUUGAAGUUAAAGUUGGUGGAUUAAAUAAGAAUCCCGUUGUGAGGAUUCCCAUUAUUAUUGGGAAUCAAUCAACGGAACCCAAUGCACCAGCUGAAAGUCCAACACAUCCCAUCUAUCCGACUCUAUUGCAUCAUCAGAGCUUCUCAAGUGGGAAUGCCAUACUCAAUACUUCAAUGUGGAGUACGGCGAGUCAGCAAAUGGAUAUUUCAACCACAUCUGAUGCCUCUAAUCCCAGUGUGAGUGUCUCAAAUGAUUUCUCAACCAACAGUGCCACUGCUGCACCUCCGUCCUAUGAUGAUGCUGUGUCAGCAAAUCUAUCCGGAUUAUCUCUCACUGAUGCAAAGCCACCAGAAGUGUCACAAAAAUCCUAAAGAAAAUUCAGGCUCAUCCAGGAAGGGAGAAAUUCGGCACAAACAGGAAGUUUUUUGGAGGCAAAGUAUUUCAUGCACAAAAAAAAUCAAAAAAAGAAAAAAUGAGUGGCAAAUGAACAAAUUUUACUGUAAAAGCUUUCCAAAAGCAAAGAAAUGUACAUUUUUUUUUAGAAAUGUUUUUUUUUGUCAAUAAUUAAUCUGAAAAAAAAUAUCCAGUAGUUUGCUUAAAGCUGGUUUGUUAGACAAUGCCCAGCGAUAAUAUUUUACGGAAUUUUGGAGAUUUUCACUGCACAGAAAAGACUCAGAAAUCACUCAGUCUCUGUCCAUCAACGUGAUUGUAUCCUGCUGAAUUUUAUUCCAUUUGUCUUUUUGAAGAUCGUGGUUUUUUCUUUAUAAAUCUUGCGACUGCUCAAGUGUUGAAAAAUGUAUAAAUCCAACGUAAAAGCAAAAUAUGAAAACUUUAGUGGAAACUUUGAAUUCACACAGCAAGUGUACGAACGAGAUGACACAAUGGAGUGUAUAGUGAGAUUGUCACCACUCAGCGAUCUUAACAUUAUGUGGCUAGAAGCUUACGUAGUGGGAUACUACAAGUUGACUGGAUCUACCAUUUGGGGUAUACCUAAUGCCAGGCCUGUAAAGAAGGAAUUUAUGGUAAUGCCUCAAAGACUAUAUGGUUCACCGGAUUCGUUACCGACGAUUUUAAUGCCGGACUACCAAGGUGUCGUGAAAUGUAGCAUCGGAUCAGACUUUCCACCUAGUUUUGUGCACCGAUUUGCAAAAGUUAAGUACGUAGUGUACGUAUAUGCUCGUCGAAGGGAUCAACCAGAUGCCAGGAUUAAGGCGAAAUUUCGUGUGAAGAAUAGCGUUAUCCGAACACCUGAACUACUGGAGCCAAUGGAAUCAGACAAUGAGGGUAGCACGAGGUUAAUCUUUAAUAGCUGCCAAACAACUGGGACUGUACAUAUCGAUCACAAAGGAUACCUUUUGAAUGAAGUGAUGGAAGUGGAUUUAAUAGUUCGCAAUUUAUCGCCUCAUGAAUUACAUUUUCGUAAUGUUCAAUAUCAACUCGUUCGGCACUUAUAUUUCAAGUUGCACCGAAGGGAGUGCAAAGACACGGUAGUUACUGGCAAUCAUUACAUGCAACCCGUUAUUAUUGUGGAUGCAUCAACACGAAGGCUCUGCUGGAAAAUGCGAAUCCCUGGAAGUUGUCUCCCAUCAUGCGAAACAAAUGCAGUUGAUAUUAAAUACGAACUAUAUGUACAUUUUACAACAGAGAGAGUAUGGAGUAGAUGGUGUAGGCAAUCAGUUACGCUCCGUGUACCACUCUUCAUUUGCUCAAAGGAGAAGGAGGGAACUCCCGAUUCUUCGGAAUAUCCAUUCCUUCAUCUUCCUCAAGUGCCAAUUCCUACAAUUCAUGUUGAAUACAUCGAACUGCAACAGUUAGCAGCUUCCCAGUCAGUAUAUGGGCUAUCGGGGCUACCUGACACCAAUGAACCAAUUCCUGGGCCAUCGAGAUCUCAUUCAAUGCCAGAAGCCAUGACGACAAUUACCGAAAGUCCACAACAACCAAAAGAUGAAGAAAUGCCUGGUCCAGACGAUGAAUCUGAUUAAAUACUUCAACGGGGGAAGGAAAAAGGAAUUUUGACACACAUUCUUCAUCAAUGUACGACAAGGAUAUCAAAGAACAUCAGAGGCUACACGAAACUACCGCAUAGUCCAUUCAUUUUUUUUUCCUUCCAAACCAACUUGAGGAAUUUGUGCGUACCAGAGAACGCGCGAGAGACGUGCGUGAGGAAUGAGCGUGGCUUUUAACACAGAGUGAGUGGGGGGAAAUAUUGACUGGAGAAUGAAGCAGAGGAUGACGUCACUCACACGAGGUGGGGUAUAAUAGCUUAAAGCUUCACGAAUAAAAGUAAAAGUAUACAGUUGGAAAACCACAAUAUAGUCUUCAAGUCCACAUAAAUAAAAUUGAUCAAAAGAAUUUGCCAUAAAUCUUCAUGUAAAAUUGUAGGUAAAGAUUGUACAAAAGAGUAAUAAAUGUAAAAUUAAGUGAA